AUGGCCCGAGGAUCUUCACAGGAGCGCAACAACAUUUCUCACAGCAACUCUCUGUCAUCCAACCACAUCAUCUCUGUGCUGAACAGCCCUGCCACCUCGGCCUCAGAGUCCCCCGAACCUCAUCUCGCCGAAUCAUCCACCAUGGUCGCCCGCAAGAACACCAUGCGCCACAGCCCUCAGGCGGACAUUGCGCUGCCGGUGACUUACACUCCUACCACCCACCGCAUUAGCAAGGCGAAGAAAGGCAAGCGCGUGCAUGCGUGCGAGUAUCCCGGGUGUAACAAGGUCUUCACCCGCGCCGAGCACCGCAGACGUCACGAACUGAACCACAACCCUGAAGCGUCCUACCGGUGCACACAGCCCGGCUGCAAGAAGGCCUUCCACCGGCCGGAUCUGCUUGCGCGCCAUAUGGAGAGACAUGAGCUCGAGUCACAGCCCGAGCAGUCCCAAUGGACGCCCCAGACCUCCACCCCGCUCAUGAACGACUCGGCCUCCGUCCCGCGCUGCAUGGCCAUGGAUGGCGGAAGCAUGCUGGCUGAUGCCUCGCAUCAGUCGCACUCGAUGUCCAUCGGCUCGAUCGUGGCUCCUGGCAUUCACCCGAACCUGGCCAACGACUGCUCGCUGAUGUGGAAUGGCAUGGACCUGCCUCUGCAGCCACGAGCAGCGCCCAACAUGUUCCAGGACCAGCUCCCCGAGUCGGCCGACGACAGCCCCUUCUAUUCCUCGCCCGCAGAGACGUGCCCCUCGCCCCUGUCGGACGUUGCUUUCUCUCUGCCUCCUCACUCCAGCUCCAUCUCCUCCAUCUCCUCCAUCUCCUCGGCCGGCACCGUCGUCGACCAGUACCCCAAGGGUAUUCUCAAGACCGAGUUGAUCGCUUCUCCACUGCAGAUGGCUUCGCCUCUGCGGUGGGACGGCUCCGACGCGGGCAUGCCCCCGUCGCACCUGGUGCCGAUCUCGCUGGAGGAGAGCCUGAUUCAGCCGCCCGUCCAGUGCCACUACCCUUCUCCCUCCUGGUCUAGCGCCGACUGCCUGCCAUACGACGAGCAGGUGCAGUCGCUGACCCACUUCCACUCGAUGAACUGGAAGCAAUGGGCAAUGUGA
Molecule: messenger RNA, 1101 nt
Organism: Penicillium canariense
Lineage: Eukaryota; Fungi; Ascomycota; Eurotiomycetes; Eurotiales; Aspergillaceae
Product: C2H2-type zinc finger protein
Exons: 3
Coding region: 1-1101 (366 amino acids)
Biological process (GO): regulation of transcription by RNA polymerase II
Cellular component (GO): chromatin
Molecular function (GO): DNA-binding transcription factor activity, RNA polymerase II-specific; RNA polymerase II cis-regulatory region sequence-specific DNA binding
Source: RefSeq, a predicted model, not a curated record